GCAAACAUUUUAGUUGUAUUUGUACAAUUUCAGCAGCGCUCGAUUCAGUCUGACUCGUGUCCGAAUCAUUCUGACAGAACCAGUUCAACUGAUUCGCUUAAAAGAAUCGCCGCGAGAGUUCAAAUCUCCAUGGCUUCUGAGAGUACGUAAACAUGGCCACGAGGAAAUAUCUCCGCAGAUCAAUUCAAGAAAGAAAGCGUCUACUUGAGAAAUAUGACCAGCUUCCUCCAAUGUCCAAAGAAGCUGCAGCGCGUCUGCUAAACAUCUCGGGGUCGCUGCUUUGCAUCUGGCUCCGGAAAAGGAACAUAAAAAACGGCAAGUCUAACCUUCCCAGGACCGUCUUCCCAUCCCGCAAGACGCCUCGGGUAGAAGCUGCGGUCCUGAGGUGGAUCGAUGCUUCUCGUGAGAACGGAAUUACGGUAGAUGAUGUAGCGAUUCGUAAAAAAGCGACUCUCGUGGCGAGAGAAAUGGGCCUCUGCGGUUUCAGGGCGAGCACGGUGUGGUUGGCACGCUUCAAAACACGGGAGACCGUAAUACGAGCGAUGUUCCGGGUGGGCCGAAAAACGGGAGACGCUACCAAAGAGCCCAAACCCGGUAACGACAACAAAGCCGCGGAGCCGAAAAGCAGCUUCGAAAAAAAGACUCAUCAAAUCGAAGCCGCGUUGUGGCGGUGGAUCGAUCAAUCUCGCGAGAGCGGCGUCAGCGUAAAUGAGUCGACGGUUUGUUCGAAAGCGGCUCGGUUGGCCAGAACCGUGGGUUUUUGUAACUUCAGGGCGAACACAGACUGGUUCGCCCGCUUUAAGUCACGAGAGGGAGUCGUGCGACAGAUGUUCCGGAUCGGCGCAAAUAAUCGCCCUUCUGAUGAUAAAGCACUGGCACAGUUGGUACCGAGAAUGGAUCUGACAUCUGCAGAGACGCGACAACUUGAAGCCGCGCUUUGGAGGUGGAUCGAUCGGUCUCGGGAGAACGGUGUUGUUACAGACCAGACGAUUCUUUCAGAGGCGACCCGCUUGGCUAGGAUGGCGGGAUUCGGUAACUUUCGGGCAAGCGCGGACUGGCUCAGCCGCUUUAAAACCCGUGAGAAAGUUGUACGAGAGAUGUUCCAGCUCGACCGGUAUUCGGGAGAUCCACAGAGUGACCAAACCGAGCGCAGAAGUGCGUCUGAUCAGGUCACCCAACGGUCUGACAAAAGCUCCGCGGAGCAGUCCGGCGAUGAGAGCGACUCCCUACCGGAUCUGGACAUCCCAAAACUCGAGCCGACGGUGGUCACGGCUGAGCUCGACGGCGGUUCUCACGCGGUCACCGUACCUUCGCUGUGGCAGAUGAGGGAGGCUAUGAAAACACUGGCCACCGGGUUACUGUACAGAGGAUUCUGCGACUUUAAACUCCUUCAUCAGUUUGAAAAAGAGGUUGACGCUGUUUUGAGAAGAUCAGUGGCCCUAAGAGCGCAAAACGGCUCGCAAGCAUAACGACUCUGAGACUUAAGCGUGUUCAUGUUGUUAUGUAGUGUUUCUUUCAGCUCGAUCCUAACGGGACAGGCAGUCCCUCAGAUGACCACGCGGCGGCGCCAAGUGUUCGUUAUAACACACUUUCCUAUGUGUUUCCUGACUACGAAAUGUGGUUCCGUUAGGCUAUUUGUCAACCCAGUUUAUAAUUUGCAGCAUUAACGUGUAUUAAAUUAUUUGUAUGUUUUUAUUUUAGUUCAAAUGCGUAACCACUGACACGAAUGUUUCAAUUACUGACUUUAUACAAAAAUAAAAGCUUUUUAAAAAAA
Puntigrus tetrazona (Sumatra barb) is the source of this 1774-nucleotide messenger RNA. RefSeq names its product major centromere autoantigen B. The record is from RefSeq and is a predicted model, not a curated record. NCBI's taxonomy places the organism in Eukaryota, Metazoa, Chordata, Actinopteri, Cypriniformes, Cyprinidae. Gene Ontology annotation, cellular component: nucleus. The transcript has a single exon. The coding region runs from base 153 to 1469 and encodes 438 amino acids. Gene Ontology annotation, molecular function: DNA binding.